Siniperca chuatsi (mandarin fish) is the source of this 3498-nucleotide messenger RNA. RefSeq names its product circadian associated repressor of transcription a (gene ciarta). Bases 328 to 1371 code for a protein of 347 amino acids. Gene Ontology annotation, biological process: negative regulation of DNA-templated transcription; circadian regulation of gene expression. NCBI's taxonomy places the organism in Eukaryota, Metazoa, Chordata, Actinopteri, Centrarchiformes, Sinipercidae. Gene Ontology annotation, cellular component: nucleus. Gene Ontology annotation, molecular function: RNA polymerase II cis-regulatory region sequence-specific DNA binding. The transcript has 6 exons. The record is from RefSeq and is a predicted model, not a curated record.
AGCACGUGUAGCGUCCGUUGUGCUCCGUGGGUACACCACUUUUUGAACAGGUUAGACGUCUGACUAGUAAACUAAACACGAGCAGAAACAGAAGAGACAGGGUGGGACUGAACGUGAAUUGGAUAAGACGUAACCGCUGUGUGUACAUAUCUCUACUCACAGAGAUAGCCGUUAGCUUUGUCGAAGUUACUUCUUUAAGAUCUGAAUUGGUCGACGAGUUAAAGUAGCGUACCGUGCCUUCUCAAGCGUCGCUGUUUCGUUUUACCGUCUUUGUGAAUCCAAUUCCGCUCCGACUAGAAGGACAUUAUUAUCUCCCUGUCUCCACAGAUGAAUUCAUUGGGCAGUUCUUCCAAAUGGCCAUCUUAUGACUCACUACCCUCCACCUCGAGCUUUCUCCUCAGUGAGAGUGAGCAGACUGAGGAUGAAGCAGAUGUCUUCUCAGAGGGAGAGGGGGACAGUGGAAUAAGAAAUUCCCUCUCAGUUGAUGAAGGAAUCACACUUUCUAGAAAUUACCUUGAUUUCCCAGCUCAUUCAGAUCAGCUGCACUUGAGGUUGUCCAAGAGCGACCAGCCUGAACAAUGCCCCGGCGAAACUAAGCAUCCCGACUCAGCCUCUUCUCCUGGAGCUGCCACAUUAGGGUCAUCUUCAGCGACACCAGGGGACCUGGCCUUCGCUCAGAAAUGUACAGAUUUGUGCAGGUUUAUCCGUCCUUUACUAGAGCUUCUACAGGGACUAAAGACUGGCCGAUUUGACAAAGGUUUAUCCAGUUUCCAGCAGAGUGUUGCCAUAGACAGAUUGCAGAGGAUUCUUGGAAUACUACAGAGGCCUGAAAUGGGUGAGAAAUACCUCCAAAACCUGCUGCAGAUAGAGAUGUUGCUCAAAAUGUGGUUCCCUCAGGUGGCAUUUCAGUCCACCGAUGCACCAAAGCAGAUCACCACUCCCAGACUCCCACCACACUGGCGCCAAAAUCAGCUCCACAUGCCGGUUAAGAAGAGAAAACUGAGCUGGUCAGACCCUGACUACUCUGGCAAAGUCCCAACCGAGCAUAAGCGCCAUCAACAUGGAAAACAUGGGAGCUGCCAAGCUGCGGGUUCACUUGACACCGUUUCCACAUGUCUACCUGGAUCACCUAAAAAACAGAAAACUCCAGAGGAAGAAAACGUUGAGCUAGCUGGGGGCAGGUGUACAGCUGGACAUGAGUUUACAGACAGCACUGACACUUUAAGCAGGCCGUCAUAUCUAUGUAGCAAGAGAGAAAAUGAGAAAUGGAAGCAGCCUGAGAUUUCUCUGCCCUCCCCUUGUGGCAGCCCAGCUGCACAAGACAGCUCAGUGUCCUCAAGUGACACCAUUACUACAACUGACUCACCUUAGCUGGCCUUAGAUGACCUUGCCACCACGUGGAGGUGCCACAGCAUGCCAGCCAGAGUGAAGGCAGAGGGCGGACCUGAUUACAUAAGCAUAAAGUUAGACGCAGAGCCAGUCUGUGAUGGCUGCAAGGCAUGUAAAACCAGAAGAGGAGGAGGAGGAGGAGAAAUGCAGGGAGACAAUCAUUAACCCCUAACUAUCCAGUGUGGUUUUUGAUUACACCGGAGUUACUGCACUAUAUUACCAGGAAUUAUACAUUGUUUGUCUGUAAGAGUAUCAUUUUUGUAUACAUUAUGUUUUACUAAGUUAAAAAAUGUUUGAAAUACUUGUGUACAUGUUUGAUGCGUUAAAACAGUCUGUGCUCUGUUUUGUAUUUUUUCACAUCAUUGAGCACAGUCGUAACAGUAUAGGAUUUCACGCCAUUGGUGAGAAACACAAACAUAUCACUUUUAAGAAGGUGAGGAAACACAGAGGAUCAUUACUGGUAUAGUUUAAAGCUGAAACAAUUAGUCGGUUGUCCAUAAAUAGUUUUUCGAGCAAAAAUGCACAAAAUUUUCUGGUUCCAGCUUCUUACAUGUGAGGACUUUUUGCUUUUCUUUGUCACAUAUGAUAGUAAACUCAUGAUCUUUUGGUUUUAUCUUGUGCUCCGGCAACUUGUGAUGGUCAUUCGUCACUAUUUUCUUACAUUUUAUAGACCAAACAAUGAAUCGAGAAAAUUAUCGGCAGCUUCAUUUGUAGUGAAAAUAAUUAAUUAGUUGCAGCCCUGGUACAGUUACAUAAAUAUUUCAAUCAGAUGAUUAAAAAUGGCAUUUGGGAAGGUUUAAAUUGUUGUUUGCCAGCUGAUUGACUGUAACAUGUGACAUUGGCUGCAAUGUGCCAAACAAAACCAUUUUGCAUUAUCUUAUCAUAUAUGCACCUUACGUCACAGUCAAUACUUUUUAAUUUAUUAGCAUUUAACACACACGACACCUUUGUUUUUAUGUAAAUAAGAAUAGAUGUAGUUGCACUUAUAGUAAAAGAGCAAAACACUGCACAGGAAAUACCACAACCUGGUUGAUCAAUAAUUAUUGAGGUAGUUGAGGAAAUAUGAGAUGCUUGGCUGGAUGCUAAUGUGUCAGUUACUCCUUUAGCUUGCCAGUGAGUGAACUUGUUUUGUGUAGAAAGAGUUGAAAACGUAACAUUUUAUUACACACGAGUUUUUUUAUAUACAUAAUAGAACAGGCACGAUAUAUUUGAUCUGGUGUACAUUGGAAUAGAUGUAAUUGCACUUUGGAUGACAAUGAGGAAGUGUUACACAUUUGUUAACAUUAAAGAGUUGUGAUAUUAUUUAUUAAAGAUGUGUUUAAGAGAAUCAGUACUUGUGGAGACUGGUGGAGCCAAGAUGGGUGCUUUACAGGUAAUCAGAGACUUUAUAGGCAAACUUAGCAUUUGAUUGUGUUUUAUUUGAAAUCUUUUCAUUUUGGCACUGGAUGGAUGUAGUUGAAAGGCAUGAAAAGUAAAUUUAGCUUAGCCAGGCUUAUUGUUCACACAAAAUGCCCCAAAUGCAAAGUGUUAUUAUGAGGGAACAGCUUCUGUGUCCCAUUUAAAAUGGAUUUGUGUCACUGACUUGCUGUCAUAAAAUCGGUAUCAGUCAAAGUGCUUUACUAUUGAUUAUGUAAUGAGGAAUAUCAUGGAGAUAUGAGAAACAAAACUAUUUCCAUUCCUGAACACAUUAAUUCUUUUUGAUGGCAUUUGCACAUUGUACCACCAUUUUUAAAUCAGAUAUCAUUCAUGUUGAAUGGUGUUUCAUCUCUGGUGGUUUGUCACCAGUCAGCCUUACAUGCAUGAUAAACAUAAAGGUAACCAUAAACUUACCUGAAAAAAACUGAAAGUAGAGUAAAAAUCUUAUUUCCCAGUUGUAUGUCUUUAAUUUGUCUUGUUUUUAGUUUCCUUUGUUUUAGGCUAUUUCUUUUUCUGAUAAUGACACUGUCAUUAUUGGUGAUUGAUUGAGAAAUGCCCAUAUUUUUAUAUAUUAAAUGAAUGAUGUGGUUCAUCAAAAUGCAGUAUGUUUGUUGAUUUCUGGAAUGAAACACUGACAGUCCAAGCUUGUCUGAAGUUUUGUUAGAUUAAUUAAAUUUUUCCUGCUUUAACAUU